ACUUUUGAAGACUGCGUGAGUCGCGGUCGAGGCGCAGAGCAGAGAGUUGCGACCAGUUGCCUCAGUGCAAGUUGGAUCGCUACAUGAGACACCAUCAUUCACUUGAACGGCGGCCAGGACUCCUCUACCAACCAAUCUCCUAAUUGUCACCAAAUUAUGGAAACAGUCACUCCGGACAACUCACAGUUCUACAGUUUUAAAGACACCAGCGAUCUCUAUAUCAAGUACAGGCCAACGUACCCAGAAAGACUCUACGAAAAGGUCAUCAAGUUUUGUCAAGAGUCGGAGACUUGUACCUGGGAGCUGGCAGUAGAUGUCGCCUGUGGCUCUGGACAGAGUACGCUGCCCUUGGCAAAGUUAUUCAAACAGAUUUUUUGAGGAAGCAGAUCGGAUCCUAAAGCCCGGGGGUUCCCUCAUUCUGUACAGCUUUGGCACAGAUUCCUUUACUCAUCAUGAGGCCGACAGAUACAUACAGUAUCUAAAUAUAUCUUCCAAGUACGUGGCAAAGUAUCACCCAGCGACAGAGAAACUCAUCAACAGAUACAGGGACGUGACUUUACCCUAUCCGGGGUGGCGGAGGCGUCUGAGUGCCAAUGGGACCUUAGGUGUUUGUGGUUUGUCUGGAUUUGAUCCGGAUGGCGACUGUGGCCUGAUGUCAGCUAAUGGUGGUGCUGGAAAUGGUUGCUCGGAUGAGAUGACACCCCAGUCCCUUAGGAACCGUUCUGUCUGUGUGGCUGUAAAUUUCGGGGCCGCCAUCAGACGUCAGCUGUUCACAGAUGCCAAAUGGGACAAAGGUCCCCCUGAGGCUGGUGAUCAGUCCUUUGGUUCCUUCCUUCGCCCUCUCCACUAUUGCAAUGACGAGGCCCGAACAGCCGAGGAAAAAGUGUCUCGCCUUAUCGAGGGCAUCGAAUACUGCAAGUAG
This is a messenger RNA of Aplysia californica (California sea hare), 922 nucleotides long. RefSeq names its product putative methyltransferase DDB_G0268948. The record is from RefSeq and is a predicted model, not a curated record. Gene Ontology annotation, molecular function: S-adenosylmethionine-dependent methyltransferase activity. NCBI's taxonomy places the organism in Eukaryota, Metazoa, Mollusca, Gastropoda, Aplysiida, Aplysiidae.